Hyalella azteca is the source of this 8683-nucleotide messenger RNA. RefSeq lists its product as uncharacterized. The transcript has 3 exons. The record is from RefSeq and is a predicted model, not a curated record. NCBI's taxonomy places the organism in Eukaryota, Metazoa, Arthropoda, Malacostraca, Amphipoda, Hyalellidae. Bases 416 to 6487 code for a protein of 2023 amino acids.
CUUUCGGCUAAAUUUUAGGAUAGGACAGAAGAACAUUUUAGCGAUCAGUAUCUUCAGUUUCGUUCUACCAGAGCCCAAAUUGAAAUUUACACCGUAAACGCUGUAAAAUGUAUUUCCCGGAGCUCGCAACUAAGGUGAUUAAUUAAAGUAUGUAUUUUGAGCAGCGCUAUCUAGAAAGACCCGUUAAUUAAACUGAAUGCCGUGAACCAGCAGCUCUGACUGAGUGUAUUACAUUGCGCAGACAUCACAGAUCUGUCAGUGUGAUCUCCCAUCAAAACGAUCUAUUGUAUACAGUGCUGUGUAGAGACUCCAGUACAAUUAAUAGCCGUGAUAUACGGCAGAUAAGGAUCCCAUAUAUUGUGCAGACAUCACAAAUCUUUCAGUGUGAUCUCCCAGCAAAGCGAUCGCCUCCCAAAUGAAGGUCGUCGAAGUCUUCAUCUUGGCCGGCGCCAUCUUGCCUGUUCUGACGCUGGAAGGCAGCCAGGUGGCCACGAAAACUUACGUUAAUGUACGAACUGGUGUGGUGGUGAUGCCUGGGCUGGAGUCUCAGGCCUCCGACCCUCCGAUGCAAGGCGCGCAGAUGAGGAGCAGCUCUUCUUCUUCAGCUCGUCCACCGAGAUCUGACAUUCAACGCCAGUCUUCAUCCUCUGCAACUGCCCUUCUCCUGAGUAUGGGGACAACAUCUUUUUCCAGCGCAAAAAACUCUCAACAGGUGACGAUAAAUCCCAACAGAUACAAACAACCCGCCUUCAAGGGUUUGAAGGAAAAGAAAAGAAAAAGCCCCGUUAAGCCUCCAAAAGUAGAAAGCAUUAACCAUUCUGUCAUGCGCAUGGAUAUGAAAACAGGGUCCACUUCCGACGAGAGUAAAGGUAGACGCUAUCGUCGUUACACUUUGGAGUCAACCUCCACUAACAAUAGUGAGAUUAGCAGGACAUUUCAACUUUUAGACGAAGGGGAAGAGAAAAUCCAGUUAAGUGAACGAUACAGGAAUAUAACUUUAAUAUUAGGGAAUACAGGAGCCGGAAAGAGUACGUUUCUUCAGUGGUUCGCUGGGGACAAUGACAAGUUGAUAGCAAAAGAAAUAAGGGCGGGAACCGGAGAGUACCUCAUUGAUGAUGACGAUAGAAUCGGCAAUUCGACAAUAAAGUCCAAGACAAUUUUUCCAGAGUUAGUAGUUCACUCUGAAAUGGAUGAUGCUUAUUAUGAUUGCCCUGGAUUUAGUGACACGAGAAGUUUUAGCAUGGAAAUUGCCACAACCUAUUUUAUAAAAAAAGUGGCAGAUUUUGCUGAGCGAGUUAAAUUGGUCUUUGUUGUUAGUUAUCCUUCGGUUAGAAAGGGUGUAGAUAGACAAGAUUUCAUGAAAUUACUCAGACAUGCUACUGAUCUUAUUAAUGAUAUUGAUAAAUUUCGACAUAGCAUAGCCAUUAUGGUAACAAAAGUUGAUAACAUGCUUAUUAAAGUUGGUAGUGACUAUAGUUUAGUGCCAGAUGAGGUCGUUAUUGGGACCAUCGGCGACUUUCUAGAGGAGGUCAAGCAGGGGCUCGUGGAGCGAUUAGGCGGUGUGAGUGUUCACGAUGAACGAAAGAAAUUUUAUGUGCAAGCAUUAAAGUUUGUGAACACUUUAUUAAUCAAGGAUGGUGAACAGUUUUUGAGGAUUGGCAUGUUUAGAAGACCAGAUGGGCCUGGCCCACUGAGUAAUAUUACGCUUUUGCAACAGGGGAAAGAGCAUGUAGGAAAAAUAGUGAAUGAAAACCUCGUAUUUGUUACAACGAGCGCUGGAGAUUUUGGUUAUACGAUAUCUGAUACGUCCAAGGUGGAUAUUGGCGAGCUCAUAGAAGGAAUUAACAACAAUGUCUGGUCAAAUCUUCGAACAUUCUCAGCGCUCAUGCAGGAUUAUUAUCUUCAUGUAGUAGAGGAAAUGCGUGGCAAGAUACGCUCUUUUUCUACCGCUACCGAGGCUGAUGAUGUAGAUCCAUCGCAUGCUCAUUCAUUUUUUCAGGAUUUUUAUUCCGGGCAUACUCUCACAACAAAAUUAAUGGAGGAAUUUAAUAAUAUAACACCAGACCAGUUGGCUGAAAAGAUCAACAAUAGCUUCCCUAACAUAGGUACAGAUGGAUUUGCUCAGGCUAUGCUAAUUAUUGCACAACAAGGGAAGUAUUUCGAAUUUUUGCAGGUGGUGAGUGGUAGCGUAAAGAGAACUAGGGCAUGGGGUGACUUGUUGCAGCCCGUUGCGUCCUAUAUCUCUGACUCCAAAGAGGGCAUUCACAAGGAUAUCAAUGAUGCCGCAACGAAAAUAAUUUAUCAACAGCAAACUAACAUAUCAAGUAUCGCGAAUAAAAUUAAGGAAUAUUACCAGGGCCAAAUACGUUCUACGGAAAUUCAGCAAUUACUAAUUGAAUUAGGUACAGGUUACACUUCCAUCCUGACUUUAAAAGAAGAAAUGGAACGUUCAACCACGCUGGUAACAUUGUCAAGGAAGUUGCGAGAGAUCUUCUCCUGUGCUGAUAUCUAUAGAAUCAGUCGCUAUAUGCACAAUUUAUUUGAUUUGGAAAAACACCUGACGUUUUUACAAAGUAUAAGCGAUAAAAGAUUAGACACGCAGUUAGCGUCUCAAUUGGUAACUCCGCUCCAUGAAGCAGCAACCUAUAUCAAGGAAUCAUAUGGAUGGUAUGAAUUCUUGUACAACUUGUACGAAAAAUUGUCAACAUAUGACGUACAAGCACAUAGAAGUAGAUACAACGUAGCCAAUAUUGCUGACUGGGGGCAAGAAGGUAAACGUCAAGGAAUCUCUAUUACGCAUCACAACUUCAGACAUUUCUUGGUUAUGUUAAAACCAUUUGAUGUGAUUGGACAUAAAGACAUAGAAAAUAUAACGGUCGAUGAUUUGCGCGUCAAGGAAUUGAGCCUAGUUACGAAUCUGACGAUGAAAAGAUUUCAAGCAUCAUGCCAAUCAAAUAAACUCACUAUAAAAGGAGAUUCCAUCAAAUUUAGUGAAGCAAUAUUAGAAAUUGCGAAUUGUAAAUGCAACACCGUUGAAAUAUUUGCUCUGAACAAAAUAUUUAUUGACGAAAAUUUAAAUAAAAUAGGGGAAAAGCUCAAACUUACCAUGAUAGCCCCGACAUGGGAGGUAAUAGGUAAAAGAGUUAUAAACUUAAGUGGAGCUGACGGUCAGCUGCAUAAUUCCACGAAGGCAAGGAACGGCAGCACAGACUGGGAGAAUUACAGUCCUCGUGGAGCUGACGGUAUGCCAGGCUUCCACGGUGGGCCGGCUGGCAGUUUUUUUGGCAUUGGCACAACAUUUAAUAAUGGGAAUAUGUUAACUAUUACUGCUAGUGGUGGAAAUGGUGGAAGUGGUCAGCAUGGCGGCGAUGGGGAAGAUGGUCGUGAAGGGAAUUCUCCCUUAAGAAGUUUUCGCAAUUCUAGGUCAGAAUGCGCCUGCUGGGAUGUAUGUACUCGUAAUAAUAGUUGGUUUUUUACACCUGUGAUGACACAGUCGGUUUUUUGCGACUGUGGCGCCAAUAACUGUGUUCACAACUGUGAUGAAGAAAGCCGGGUAGAGAUGUCUACAAUUUUUUGUCUCAGUCUAAUGUACACAAUUCGCAUUGAAGGUGAAGAUGGCACAAAUGGUGGAGAUGGUGGGGAUGGAGGACCAAAAGGACUCGGGGGUAAAUCAGGUGAUAUUAAGAUAGUUACGUUGGGUGGUGAUUCAAGAAUAACAAGCAUUAAUAAUGAUGGGAGAGAUGGAAUAUCAGGCAGAGGUGGUCAAGGAGGAGCUGGUGGAAAGCGUGGGAAUUCCCUAAAAGUGAAGUGCAGAGCCUCUUACUGCUUUUUCAUUCCAAAAUACAGUUUCCUAGAUGAAGAAGAAAUAAAUGGCGGAUACACUCUUCCUGGAAGGAAUGGAAGGGAUGGAGAUAAUAGGACAAAUAUUCAAAGCCCAGAACCAGCAGCCAUCAUUGAUUUUAAAGCGGAGAUUAUCAACGACUAUAAAAAUUAUGCGAGAGAAAACCUCCAAGUUGAUCGUGGUGGCCUCAUUAGGAAAAAUGAUCUCAUCCAAUUUUUCAGUGAAUUGGACAUUAGUAGUGAUGUUAAACGCUUGUAUGAUACGUCAGGAUUCUUAAGGGAGCUUCGAGGCUUAGAAAGACAAUUUCAUCUAUUACAAGAGAAAGAUUUGAUAUUCUUUUAUGAAUCAUUAUUAGAUAGGAUCAAUGCAUAUGCAAAUGAUUUUACAACUAAAGAAAUAUUGAAAGAACAUAAUAAGACGCUCGCCUAUGUGUAUACAGCUGUUUUGAGUAAGCUUUAUGAUUUGAAAAGCGAUUCAGACGCAACUUUGAUCAUAGAUAUAAAGGGAUAUUUUGAUAUAGUGAAGACUAAUAUGAACGCCUUGGCAAAAUUACAAGAAAAAUAUAAUAAGGUGAGCAUAUUAAACGAUUUUAGGGAUCAAUAUAAAGUCGAUAUCGACAAAAAAAUGGAAGAAUUUAAGCGUUUCAUCGUAGAAGAGAUUACACCUGCCAUAGAUCAAAUGCACGAGCAGAUAGAUGAUAAAGUGGACCUGCUACUGUCUGAAAUUAAAGAACUGCAAAAAGAGGCUGACAACAAGAGGGUUGAGUUACUCAAGAAGAAGAAGGAUUUAGAACAUGCAUUAGUUCUUUCUGACCUGUUUGGUAAUUUAAAAAGUGUAUGGCAAGUAGCAGAUAUGUUGGGAACUGUUGGAGAGGCACUGAAGGGGCUCAUAGGAGCCUUAACUUCGGUAUCGGACGCUUUUGUUUCAGGCAAUCAGACCGCGCAACAACAUCCACCAUCUUUGCCUUUGCGUGUUACGGCUGACCUCCGGCUGUUGGAAGCUCAAGUCAAAAGUACCAAGGACAAACAACUGACGAAGAACAAUCAAAUAUUAGAUUACAUAGGUCAUGAAAUCACUUCAAAUGCAUUGCUGAAUGACAUACGAGAAAGCCUACACAAAAUUAAAAGGGGUCAAUUUCCAAUUCGUGAUGCUAAUGGAGCACCAAAUCUCAAACAGUUUUCAGGGGAGCUUAUGGUCAAAAUCAAGAAGUUACUAUUAACGAAAGAAAACGAACUGAGGACUAAUACAACAAUCGAUGAAGAAAAUGCAGCACAGGCAUUAGGGGCCAUAGCUAAAGUUCGUCAGUUGAUCCAGAUUAGUGAAGUGAGCACUGACACGUAUGUCAAAAACAAGGAUGAUCAGGCGAAACUUGAUGCGCUGAGCAACGCUAUCCAACAGGCAGAAGAAGAGCACAAGAGGCUUAAGCAAUAUGAAAAUAGAAUUGAAAGUACAUUAGCACCAACCUUAGAAAAUAUGGAUGAAUAUUUCAACGAAAUAGACAGCAAGCUGGUUACAAAAUCUCAAGUUGCGCUUGACGUAAACAAAUGGCAGGUUCAGAGCGUGCUCAGAGACAUAAAAUUAUCCGUGCAUCAGUUAACCAAAGAAUUCCAAGUAGGUGAAGAUUUAAAGCGUUGCAUUGAAAAGUUGGAAGAAUCUAUGACCACUUUAAUCCAGAUAUAUGAUCGCAUCCAUGAGUACCAGGAUCAACAAAACUUAGCCAACUAUAUUGCAGCCGUCGCCGCUUACCAUGGUCCUGAUGAUGUUGAUCAAGUUGAAUUAGAAAUAGUCAUUAGGUCUAACCUUAUACUGAAGCAAUACAAAACAGCUGUUAAUGCAUUCAAGCAGUGGGUGUUCCCGUUUGCUGGUCUUUAUCUAGAAAGGUUUGUGUUUCCAUCCCAUCUUGAGUUUAAUUAUGGCAAUAUUGAAGAUUUGGCUACAAAGGCCAUAGAACAAAUAGAAUAUAUAAAAGCCCGAAUAGAUGAAUAUAUGACCAUCAGGAUAUUUUAUAGCCAUCACGAUUCUUCCCAUUCGUUUUUCGUAUGGAGAAAUGAGGACCACAAAAUGGAGAUAAGCAAGCUAUUGUCUGGCGAAGCAAUAGUAGUUAAAGCUGACAUAAAAGGCAGUGCACCAGACAAAGAUGCCAUUAAGUUCAAUUUACUAGAAAUCAACCUCAAAGUAACUAAUGCGACCAGGCAGCUGGAGCUAAACGAUAAACUUAGAAGCUUCAAGGUUAGUGCUACCCACUUUGGUAAUUCAUAUUAUAGGUAUGAUGAUAAGUUGUACGUUAUAGGCAGUCUUAGCCAGAACAUCGAAUAUUCAUUUGAAAAAGACGUUAAUGGAGUACCAAUACAUAGGAAUCAGGUGUAUAAUAAAAUCAAAGCAGGUGAUUCCAUGCUAAGUCCAUAUGCUAUGUGGAAAAUUCAGUUAGUACAACUCAAUCAUGCGAUACCUUUCAAUCAACUAGUGAUGUAUAGAGAUGAAGCUGACUUGGAGUUAGUAGGUAGCGGUUGGUAUGUUACCAAUAGCGCUGGCAUGCCAAACCUGAAUGUCGAGAAGUACUAUAGAGCAGAUGAUGCUUUGUUCUUCAUUGACUAUGAUAUGUACGAUCCAUACGAGCUCCUCGAAUUAGGCGACAAUGACACAUAAUGUUUCCCAUUUUUACGAUAUGACAUUAUCCCAUUAUUAUAUGAUAAUUUUUUCCCAUUUUUUGAAGGUUUGACCUUAGACAAGGACCUAUCAGUGCUGCGUUUGCUCUAUCCUCGUGCUGUUGGUAAGAAAGUGCCAAUAUUUGGAAAAUAUGACCCGUCUACUUUUCUGAAUGUGCGCUGGGACUUUGCUACAUAUCUUUGCAAGGUUGACAAGAUUGACCUCGGGAGUCUACUGCUUGUAUAAAAAUGACGGUUCCUGACAGCAUUAUGAUUUACCCAACACUGACGUGUCACUAAAAUAAAAAGCGGGCGUGCCAGGGUAGGGCAGCAACUUGCAGUGCCCCGAAUACCGCGCGAUUGAGGCUAGGGCAGCAACUUAUAGUGGGCCGAGUAUCGCCUGAGCCCGACUAGGACAGCAACUUAUAUAGUGGGCCGAGUAUCGCAUGAGCCAGGCUAGAACAACAACUUGUAUUGACCGUGUACCGCACGAGCCAGGCAAUGGCAGCAUCGUAGUGACCUAAGUACCGCGCGAGCCUGGCUAGUACAGCAACUUGAAGUGACCCAAGUACCGCGCGAGGCAAGCUAGGGGGGCAACGCGGUGAAGUGACCCGAGUACCGCGCCAACCAGGCUAUGGCAGCAACUUGGAGUGGCCCGGGGCCAUACUUUCAAAACUCGCUAAGUGAACGUAAGUACUUACACUCUAUUUUCUUGCUUAUGAUUGGUGAACUUUGCUCGGAAGGCCGUCAAUGAUUGGCUGAUGAACUUACGAUCUCUUAACUUUUUUUGAAAGCAUAGGCCCCGAUCAGUACCGCGCGGGCAAGGCUAGGGCAGCAAAUUUUGUGAGCCCGAGUGCCGCGCAAAUCAUUAAUUGAUGAACUGAUUUCAUUUGAAGGUGAUGUUACUGAUGAUUGUGUCAUUUGUCGCACCGAUUAAUAGAAUUCUAGCGAUUAACAUGACUUAAUGCUGAUAAUUGUAAAAGAUAGACUAGGGCCCUCAAGUAUAGACAUAGAUGAUAUUCUAGCUUCAUUUUAAUUGCUUUAUUAUUGAAUAUGUAUUCAACAAUGAAUGUAAUCGUUUGUGUCCGUAUAGUUAAAAAUUUGAACCGUAACCUAAGCUGUUUGUAAGAUAUUUUUUUAAUAUACUUAGUUGGAUCGUUGUACUUUUGCGGCUGGGACAUUGCGCAAGCGUAUAAUGACUACUUGAGAGCCACAGGUGAAAACGAUAUCGUGAUGUCUUCUUCAUUUCUUGAACUAAAGGGGGUGAUUUUAAAAGUAACCUUGUUCAAACUUUCCUCUUGAGGCGAUACAUUUGAAUAUUAUGAACGUGUUAAUAAUUGUUGUGUAAUAAUAAUUAGAUGAUAAUUUAUUAAGCUGCAGACCAAUGAAGAUCUCCAGCUUUAUUUUGGAUUUGAUGAAGACUACGGAGACGGAAAGUAUGUCGUGACUUGGUCGUAAGGAACGUUCAUUUAUAUUUCAAUGUGGUUGAUGUUAUGAAGUACAUAUAAUCUUACAUACAUGUAUUUGUCAAAGUUUUUGUGUGUGUUUAAACUUUAUGCCUAGCCCCACAUAACUUAGGCCUGUUCGGGCGCGUAUCCACAUGUACUAAUCAUGUCGCGAUAUUACCAGAAGCUUGUUGGAGAAUAAUAAUUAAGAAAUUGAGAAACUUUGGGGAAAUAUGAUCAAAAACUGAAAUUCGAUUUUUGAACUGAUAUAUCAUAAUUUAAAUUAAAAAUAAUAAUUUGAUUUAAUUUAUAUAAUUUAAUUUUUACAAUUUUGAAAUGAGAGUCUAUAUAGUGCAAUAUCCACGUUCAAAGCAGGGAAAACAAACAACGUUGUGCCGCUCUGGAUUUGUCAGCCUAAGUAUUGCAUGGAUGCAUGAAUAGAAUAUAUUGUUAGAAAGGCUGGUCAUUGUUAAAAUGUAAAUUCUUGUCAAUAUCAUUAUUAUUCCAUUGCUUUUGCUCACAGAAUCUGUCUCUCGGACGAUCAUGAUUGUGCAUUCGCGGCUUGACUGAUAGAUAGUUUUUGAUAGAGGGAUAGUUUCUGUAACUUAUAGGGUUCUCCCGAAUUGUUUCUAUUUCUACUUAUUCUAUUCAACUUUAUAGACUGUUGAUAACCGCAAUAACGAAAUUUAAUUGGUGUUUCUUCCUAUAUACAACGAUAACAUAAUUCGGUGUUUAAAGAAAAAAAUAUAUAU